Molecule: messenger RNA, 2055 nt
Organism: Lolium perenne
Lineage: Eukaryota; Viridiplantae; Streptophyta; Magnoliopsida; Poales; Poaceae
Source: RefSeq, a predicted model, not a curated record
AUGGGCUAUGAGAUGUGUGGAAGAAUAAAAGUUUACUUCUGCUUGCCUCACUUGGAUGUUAGUACAAAUGGACUGAUAGAAAUUACAGAUGAUGCACAAACACAAGCAAUGUUGCAGUUUUUAGGAAAUGGGCAGCAUUUCUUCAAGCUAUUUUUGGAUCAUGAUGACAGCACGAUGGGCACAGGCUUGGGAGCAGCUAGCAGUUCAGUUGGUGUGUUUGCACAGAAGGAUUCAGAUCUGGUGCAGCAAGAACAAGUGCAAAAUUAUGUGAUUUCCGAAGCAAACAGGAGGAGAAGGAAACAUAGUAAUGAAGAAGAUGUUGGUGCUGACAUGAGUGACCAUGAUGAUUCAGACUUUGAUCCAAAGGACAUGGUUGAUUCCGACUAUGAGAUAGAUGCAGGUGACGAUGAUUUGUUCGAGGAUAAUGUUGACAAUUCAGAGGAUGAGGACAUGAAAAUUCCUAAGGGGCAAGGCAUGGAGAAGGCAAAGGUUAGAGCAUUAGAAGCAAAGCAAAAGUUGAAGGAAAUGAUGGAACAACCCAAUUGGGAGGAAUGCAAAGAAGAGGACAUUGACGACGAAGGGCUAUGGGCGCCUCAUGAUGAAAAUUCAAGCUCAUUGCCUCCACCUAGAUACAAAACAUUUACCGAGGAAGACAUGGUAAAUCCUAUUUUCCAUGUUGGUAUGUGCUUUGAAACUCCAGAGAUGUUGAAAAAGGCAAUUAGAGCAUGGAGUUGCAUUCACAGACAGGAUAUCAAAUUGCCCACAAAUGAUAAGAAGAGAAUCAAUGCCAAGUGCUCUGCUGGUUGUGAAUGGAAUUUGUGGGCUUCAUAUUCUAGCAUUACCAAGUGUUUCAUGAUCAAGACCUAUAAUCCUAAUCACAGCUAUGGAUGUACCAAAACUUCUAAAGUUCACGCAUUCACUUCUAAUUUCUUGGCAGAGAGGUAUUUGGAGAGUUUCAGAGCAGAUCAAGACAUGAACAUGAAGAAUUUUUCAAGGAUAAUUCAAAAGGAUUGGAACAUGACACCAGGAAGAGCCAAGUUGCAGAGGGCUAGGAGAUUGGCCAUGAAGGUGAUUUAUGGUGACGAAGAAGCUCAAUACAAUAUGUUGUGGGAUUAUGCAAACGAGAUAAGGAGGAGCAACCCUGGUAGUUCUUUCUUUGUUGCCAUUGAUGAGAAUUCAAGGUUUAGGAGGGCUUACAUGUGUUUGGAAGCUAGCAGGAGAGGUUUUCUGCAAGGGUGUAGGCAUGUUAUUUUUGUUCAUGGAACCUUCAUCAAGACAAGAUACAGAGGUCAAUUGUUAACUGCUGUUGGAAUGGAUCCAAAUGACUGUAUAUUCCCAAUUGCAAUUGCAACAGUAGAGGUUGAAGACACAGCUAGCUGGACAUGGUUUCUUGAGACACUGAAAAAUGAUCUUGGCAUAGCAAAUACAGAGCCAUGGACAAUUAUGUCUGACAAGCAGAAGGGAUUGAUUAAUGCAGUCAAAGAAGUGUUCCCUGAAUCUGAACACAGAUUUUGUGUUAGACAUAUGUGGCAAAAUUUCCAACAGAAGUUCAGAGGUGAUGCAUUGAAGAACCAGCUAUGGAGGAUAGCAAGAAGCAGCACAGUUGCUAGGUUUGAGGCAAAUAUGGCAUACAUGAAGGUGCUCGACCAUGAUGCUUGGGCUUGGCUAGAGGAGCUUGAUCCACGGACAUGGGUUAGGGCUUUCCAGAAUGACCUGCCAAAGUGUGACAUAUUGCUCAACAACAACUGCGAAGUAUUCAACAAGUACAUCUUAGAAGCUAGAGAGCUACCUAUACUGUCUAUGUUUGAGAGAAUAAAGGCACAAGUUAUGACAAGAAACUACAACAAGCAAAAUGAGGAGAUUAAAUGGACAGGUCCUGUUUGCCCGAAAAUAAAGAAGAAGGUAGAGAAGAAUGUGGAAUUGGCAAACCAUUCGUACAUUGAUGGAGCAGGGGAUGGGCUAUUUGCAGUUUCAGAAAUGAACAACAUUGGAGCUGAUAUAAUCAUGGCUCUUGACGAUGUUGUGAAGACCACAAUUACUGGCCUCCUGAUCUGA